UUAGUCUCGGCUUCGCUUGCAAUUCGGAGUCAUUUUUCUUCGUCUUGGAAUCUGCCUCAGAGUGUGAAACUUGCAUUAAUUCCGUUGCAGAUGAAAAAUAUAAAUAAUGUGUAUCUGACUUGAAAAACGUAGCUUUAUGCGAACAUUUCCGAUCAUGUUUGUAGUUCUUUUGAGGCCUGGAAAUCAUUGGGCAACAUGAAGAUUCGGUUUUUAGAAAACUACAAACUAAAAAUAUUUGCUCACAAUAUGAUGGCUUCCCUGAGUUGUGCUGUCCACCAAAAGCAUGUCAUCUGGGAAACGAAAGAGCUGGUGGCGUACCUGCAUCCCUCCCCCUGGACCCCUGGAGCCACCAUUGUGGCCCCGAAGGCCUCCUGCGGGGCCCAGAGCAUCUUCCAGCUGGCUGAGCAGGACUUCCUGGGCCUGCUGCUGGGGGCGCGGGCGGUGGCGGCCCUCCUGCGGGAGCGGCUGGGGGUGCGCCGGUGUGCCCUGGUGCACAGGCCUCACCGCGAUCAGCCGGCCCACGUACGGGUGCUGCCUCUGCACGGGCUCCGGCCCGACUGGAGGCCGCACCUGGCCCCGGAGGAGGACUUCCAGCCCCACGACCCGGGCUACUGCAGCUCCAAAAGCGGGCCCCGCUGGCCGGACGAGGAGCUGGAGCGGGUGAGGGCCAGGGUGCGGGCGCAGCUCCCCGACCCCGGCGCGCCCCCCAGCUACGUCUUCCUGGGGGAGCCCGGCCACGACGGCCUGUUCUCGCGCAUCGUGCGGGGGCAGGAGCAGCAGUGGCGGCUGUGGGAGGACCGCGCUCACGUGGCGUUCCUCACCCCCUUCCCCGGCUCGCCCGGCCGGACUGUGGUGGUGCCGCGCCGGCCGCUGACCAGCGACAUCUUCAGCCUGGAGGAGGGGGAUUACCGGGCCCUGGCCCUGGCCAGCCGCCAGGUGGCUCAGCUGCUGCAGAAAGGCCUGGAGGCCUGGGCCGUGGCUCUCAUCUUUGAAGGCUUUGAGAUCGACUACGCCCACGCCAAGCUUAUUCCCCUGCUCCCUCCUCCUGGUGACCAGCCCCCCAUCUGUCAUCCUCCUCAGUUCUACCCUGUUUACCCCGGGUAUGUCAGUUCCUCCAACGGGCCUGCUGCCAGCCCAGAGAGCCUCGCAGAACUGCACGCCAGAAUUACCCAGUCUUAGUUCUGGAGCGACUGAAACUAACGCGCUCUGCUGCUGACUGCUGCUACUUCUCGUAUACAGGUUUACAUUUUUGCCAAGAACCACAGGAUGAAGGUGAAUCCUUUCCACUGAUAGAAAAAAUUACAAUAAAACGGUCUUGAAUUUCCACAUUUAUGCACAUAGUGUAUAUGUGUAUGUAUUAUGUUACGCUGAAGGACAAGCAAAAACAACAUUGCUCCUAUAUUGCAAGACAGGGGCCAAAUGAUGAUGAAAGUGUUUUUGUGAAUAUUUCCCAUUUGUUUAAGAUAGUUAUUAUGAAGUUAUUAUAUGAAGGUUACAUUUUAUUAUUGGAUGGGAAAUACUGAAUCCAGACUGUAUGUAGAUGGUGUUCUUAUUAUCAGCAGGCUUUUGGCUUUUCUCGUUCCCUCAUUUAAAUGCUUUAACGUGAUGCUUCUUGCACCCGCACACCCUUAUUUAGUGUAGCUAAAUGUGUAUAAAUCACAGGAGACAUUCUGAAAAAUAAUCAAAAGUCAAGUUAAAUGUUUUCCUUAACUCUUUAAUAGUACACAAUCCAGCUCAAACAAACAAAAAAUUAUUGAAUAACCAUAGAAUUGUACACUCUGCAUCAUGUUUAGCAUUGUUAACAUUGUUUAACUUUUUGACAUUGUAGGAAAUGUGUAAUUGUCUGGAGGCAGAUUGCCUUCUAUGUGUUGCUGGGCAAGGGUUCACAAACCUGGUCCUGAGGAAUUCCCCUGUCUUCUGGUUGUUUCUCUUGAUUAAGUAAGGUUAUGUUUAAGUUCCAUAAUUUUGCAUUUAAAAAGUUGUUUGAUCAAAAUGUACCAGACAAGGACAUUGACUGAAUACACAUUACAUUUAAUUUACUUUUAUAAAAUAUGUUUACUAUGCAGUAUCCUAUUUCAACACUGUAUCUAUACAUUAUGCACAUACAAGUCUGCUUUCAUACAAUGGAUGAAGCCGGUCGGUCUCUGUGGCAUUGUGCAAACUGUAUGGAUUUGAAUUCAAUUAAACAGUUUAUUUACAGAAUUCA
Messenger RNA from Conger conger (European conger), 2206 nucleotides. RefSeq lists its product as uncharacterized. Bases 196 to 1179 code for a protein of 327 amino acids. The transcript is spliced from 2 exons. NCBI's taxonomy places the organism in Eukaryota, Metazoa, Chordata, Actinopteri, Anguilliformes, Congridae. Gene Ontology annotation, molecular function: catalytic activity. The record is from RefSeq and is a predicted model, not a curated record.